Molecule: messenger RNA, 1992 nt
Organism: Lacerta agilis (Sand lizard)
Lineage: Eukaryota; Metazoa; Chordata; Lepidosauria; Squamata; Lacertidae
Gene: GNL3L
Product: G protein nucleolar 3 like
Cellular component (GO): nucleolus
Molecular function (GO): GTP binding
Source: RefSeq, a predicted model, not a curated record
UAGAAGUUUCUCCAGCAGCCACAGAAGCUCUCUUCCAGACACAAAAACAAACCUCCGCCUCUCUCUGCUUUUUACGCCAUGACCCGGCACAAGCAGAAAAAAUCCGGGAAGAGACAGAAACAUGGCAAGAGAAGGGAUGCAAAGCCUCAUGGGAAAAAGGACCCAGGAGUGCCUCAGCUGUCACAUUUCAAAGAACAUGUCAAGAAAGGAGCAGCACUAAAAGAGAAAAGGGCUACAGAACUGCAGGAACGGCAGCGAACGGCACGGCAGAAGGAAAUCAGCCGGUUCCGGAGUUUGGAAGGGCUGCAGAAGGAUGCCUUGCACAGACAGCAGAAUUUUGAACAGAAGGAGAUGGAUCUGAAGCAACUGGCGAAACAUGCUUUGCUGGAGAAAGACAGUUCCUGCAAGGCCUAUUACAGGGAGUUCAGGAAGGUGGUGGAAGCAGCUGAUGUGAUCCUGGAAGUCCUCGACGCCCGAGAUCCCCAAGGCUGCCGCUGCCCCCAGGUUGAGCAGGCCGUGGUGCAAGCUGGAGCUAACAAGAGGCUAGUCCUGGUGUUAAAUAAAAUAGAUCUGGUGUCUAAGGAAAUUGUAGCAAAGUGGCUGAAGUACCUGAGGAACGAAUUCCCCACAGUGGCCUUUAAAGCUUCCACUCAGCAGCAGAGCAAAAACCUGGUAAGUACCGAGAUCCCCGUAUCCCAGGCUUCGGGGGAGCUGCUCAGCGGGGGGAGCCUGUGUUGGGGCAGACUGCUCAUGAAGGUGCUGGCCAACUACUGCCGCAACCAGGAUGUCAGGACGGCCAUCCGUUGGGGUUGUGGGGUGAGCUUCCCUAAUGUCGGCAAAAGCAGCUUGAACAGCUUGAAGAGGAGCCGGGCCUGCGGUGUCGGUGCCACUCCUGGCGUCACCAAGUGCCUGCAAGAGGUGCAGCUGGACAAGCACAUCAAACUUCUGGACUGUCCAGGGAUUGUCGUGGCUUCUCCCACCUCAGAUGCCGCCAUGAUCUUACGAAACUGUGUCAAGAUAGAGCAACUGGUUGACCCCGUGAGCCCAGUGGAAGCCAUCUUGAAGCGAUGCAACAAGCAGCAGAUUAUGCAGCACUACCGCGUGUCAGAUUUCCAGGACACCAUGGAGUUCCUGGCUCAUUUGGCCAGGCGGCAGGGAAAGCUGAAGAAAGGAGGGACGCCUGACCACGAGAAGGCAGCCAAAGCCAUACUCAGUGACUGGACAAGUGGGAGGAUCAGCUAUUUCACACACCCGCCUGAGACCCACACGCUCCCCACUCACAUCAGCGCAGAGAUUGUUGCGGAGAUGGGCAAGGCCUUUGAUUUUGAGGCACUGGAGCAAGAGAACGAGAAAGUCUUGGCAAACUUGCCCUCGGGCCCUGCUGGCAUCACCUUGGAGGGCUCUGGCCUCACCACUGGAGAAGAAGCUGGCAUGGUGGAGGAGGAGGAAAUCUGUCCUCAGGACCAAGGAGAGGCUAAGAUGGAGGAAGCUGGGAACCCCGAAUUUGGCGCAAUGACUGUAGAGCUGAAAGCCAAGAACAAGAUCCUAGUGGAAGCAGCGAAGACUGUGCCAAGGGCUCCUAACCUAGCAGAGAUCUCCGCCUUGGACCCUCUGCACCAGGGGCAAGGCCUGAAAGCUGCAAGCAAGAGGCGCAAAAAACAGCAGAAACGAGCAGAGAAGAUCGCCACCAAGCUCUCUGCAACGUUGACGGCAGCCAUGAAUUUCAGCUUGUCAGAUGACUAGGAAAGGGAGUGCUGCAGAAGAAGAGGACGGUUGCAGGGAAUUUGUUUACCUACCUCAGAAAGGCUGCUAUCUGUGCCCUGCCACACUCGGCAGGAGGAGAAAUCCCUUGCCUCCUAUGAUACUCACAUAACAUGGUGGGAAUCGACAGCCUGAAGCCUAUGCAAAACGCAGAGUUGUUUCUGUAAGAAACUAUUUAUUAACAAGUUAAAAAUUUGCAAGCGUGCAUAAAUAAAUCAUGUCUUUAAAUGA